AUGAAAAAAUUAGAUGGAUACAGCUUAAUGAUUGUCUCAAAGUAUUUUACAUCAAUCAAAGACUUUAUCAAUGUCAUACUUGUAUGUAAAAAAUAUAAAGACACACUUGAUAAGUUUCAUUUUAACCCGAUUCCAUUGAAUGUCAGAACAAGGUAUUUCUUCCCAAAAAUUGAAACAUUGGUCAUUUAUACAACAAAAGAUUACUGUUUUAACGAAGAAAAGUUCUUCAAAAAGGUUGUAUUGUAUCCCGUCAAUUACGAAGAUACUCAAAAUUCGGAUGACAAUGUAGAGUACAAAAAAGUAAAUUAUUCUAAAAAGGAUAGAAACUUGUUUGGUAAUGUGGUACCACUGACAAUAAAAUCCAUUGCAAAUAACUGUUUUUAUCACAACGAAUUUCUCAAAAGUGUUAAUAUACCAAAUGGAGUCACUUCAAUUGGAGAAAUGUGUUUUGACAAUUGUUUAUCAUUACAAAGUGUUUCACUUCCUUCAACACUCCUUUCAAUUGGCAAUUAUUGUUUUCUCAACUGUUGUAAACUAUCAGAAAUCAAACUUCCAAUGUUACUUAAGCAAUUGAAUGACUCCUGUUUUGUCCAUUGUGUUUCUCUAACUCAAAUUGAAAUUCCAAAGAACGUCCUUUCGAUAGGCAAAUUUUGUUUUUUGGGAUGCAAGUCCCUCGAAAAAGUAAUUAUACACAAGGGACUUGUGUUGAUCAAUCAAAAAUGCUUCUCUGGUUGCAUUUCAUUGAAAACAAUUACAAUCCCAUCAACAGUAACAACAAUAGAAGAAUGUACUUUCUUUGGAUGUUCAUCUCUUGAAACAAUUGACCUUCCAGCUGUCAAAAAGAUUGAAGAUGAAAGCUUCUUUAGAUGUUCAAAAUUAUCAAAAAUCAACUUUUCUAAGAAACUUCCAAAAUUUGGAAAUUCAUGUUUCUUCGACUCGUUGUUAAACCAAAAAACAUUGAAAAUACCUUCCAACGCAUUUCUGAAACCGGCAUGGUUGUCUUUUAUUGAAGAAAACAACUUUGUUCAUUAUUGGUGA
This is a messenger RNA of Entamoeba invadens IP1, 1038 nucleotides long. RefSeq lists its product as hypothetical. The record is from RefSeq and is a predicted model, not a curated record. The transcript has a single exon. Bases 1 to 1038 code for a protein of 345 amino acids. Lineage: Eukaryota; Evosea; Mastigamoebida; Endamoebidae.